UAUGGCAGUGUAAAUAAUAGUAAAAUUAUGUUAAACUUAAAUUUGUAAGGAAUGAAGUGUUUUGUAGUGUGAAAAUUGUAGAAAUUAACAUAAAGUGAUCAAAUCAAAAAGAUGAAAGAAGCAAUCGUUUGUUUACUCGAAGAUGAUCUUAUUAACGGUCUUAAGUAUGAUUUAAACAGUAAAUAUAUAAUAAAAUUUUUACACCGUUUUAAUAUUAAAGUACCGAAAGUUAAUAUCUUAGGUACUUCUAAAGCAAAUAUUAGUGAAAUUGUGAAUAAUAGAGACAAUUUAGACAUCAUUAUCGUAUCUGGCGGAACUGGGCAAAAACAUUCAGCGCAAACUUACGAAACAAUAGCUGAAUGUUUAAAUGUAAAACUUGUUGAAUCAAAUCUAGUCGAUGAAACUUGUAAAUGUACAAAUAGAGUUUUUGUUCUGCCAGAAAAUGCAAUCAUUUUAAAUUGCGAAUCUGGUAAAUUUCCUAUUGUCAAAAUGGAUAAUAUAUAUUUUUUACCUGGAUGUCCGGUUCACCUGAGAGCAGCUUUAAAUCAAUUUCAAAAGCAUUUUUUAAGCAUCACCGAUACAUUUGUGUACAGUCGCUAUCUGCAUGUUAAAUCAAAUUCUCCUAAAAUCCAAGAAUUGUUUAAUGAAGUCGUAGAUGCUUUUAAAACUGUUGAAGUAUCUAUAAAUUCUUCUGAAGAGAGAACUAACUUUACAAUCACGUUAGAGUCUACCAUUUUAAAAGAUAUUAUUUUUGUCGAAAAUUAUAUAAAAGGCAAACUGAAAGAAUUGAGAAUGAUACAAGAAAUUAGAUGCGAUAUGCUUGCUGUAUACGAUUUUGCUCGUACAUCGAAUGUAUUUUUAGAAUCAAUUAAGGUUUUAGAAAAAUGUUUUGUUACAUACAAACCAGACGAAAUAUUUUUAAGUUUUAACGGUGGAAAAGAUUGUACAGUAUUACUAUAUUUAGCUAUUGCAGUUUUUAAUCACCGAAUUUUACAAGAAAGUUCAACAAAAAUUCAAUGCGUUUAUAUUCAAUCGAAAGAAGAACCAUUCGACGAAAUAGUUCAAUUUAUUGAAGAAACUAUUGAAAGCUAUAAGUUACCAUUUAUUACCAUUAAAGGCACAAUUCAAGAAGCAUUAACCGACAUUUUGGAAAGUGAACCAAAAUAUAAAGCAGUAUUAAUGGGUACCAGGCGUUCGGAUCCUUUCUCUGAGACACUGGAAGCUUUUCAAAUGACGGACAAAAAUUGGCCACAAAUAAUGCGGGUUAGUCCGAUUUUGGAUUGGUCAUAUUCUGAUGUCUGGGAUUUUUUACAUCAAUUACAAAUACCAUAUUGUUCAUUGUACGAUCAAGGCUACACAUCUCUUGGGCAUAAAAAUAAUACCGAUUUUAAUUCUGCGUUACAUACAAAAAAUGGAUAUUUACCUGCUUAUUUUCUAGAAGAUGGUUCUUUAGAACGACAAGGUCGAGCUAAUAAUAAUUCAAAGAAUAUUCAAUCUAGUUAAUGCUUUCAAUUGAUUAGUGGUUUUUAAUUCGUUUGUAAAUAAAGAAUCGCUUUAGAACA
Messenger RNA from Chrysoperla carnea, 1562 nucleotides. Its product is annotated as FAD synthase-like. Gene Ontology annotation, biological process: FAD biosynthetic process. The record is from RefSeq and is a predicted model, not a curated record. Gene Ontology annotation, molecular function: FMN adenylyltransferase activity. The transcript is spliced from 4 exons. Bases 112 to 1503 code for a protein of 463 amino acids. Lineage: Eukaryota; Metazoa; Arthropoda; Insecta; Neuroptera; Chrysopidae.